GUUACUGUACCAGACACUUGAGCCUAUGAACUUACAUUCCGGUGGAAGGAAUUUUCAUUGGUCCCACUAGUGCAGGAACCACGCGACCAGGUAGCAGCCUCUUCCCCCAGGAAAACACCCAAAAUUCACUGGUUUUGUGCCUAGCACCGACGGAAGGAGAGUGCUGCAUGAUUUCAGAAUAUCCCGCGCCAAUGGGGAGGGCUGCAGGAGCCGUGGGCUCGGCAAUGGAGUGUAUAGAUAGGUAGCUUGGGAUGAUGAGAAUGGGCCGUGAGCAACUGGGCGUGACUUUAAAUUGCCGCUGCGCCAAAUUUGUCUGGUUAAGCUGCGCCGGUGAAUCGCUUUGUUUAGACUUAAGAGAACGGUUUCAUCUUUCAAUCGAGUAGGAGACGAGGCAGAUUUAUUUCUUUGUUCCAUAUUAUAUAUAUGUGAUUCCAUAUCGAGUCAACACUCGACAGAGAGCCAAAAGCAAUCUUGGAUUCUUGAGGACCAAAUCUUUAGAGCCGUAACACUCUCACGAAUUCUUCUUCUCCGGCAAGAACUGCAGAAUUGAUUCAUUUCUUGGACCUCGGAGAUGGAUCCUCAGUCACAGGCGGGAACCAGCAAUUUGAUGCCCUUCCACAAUGGAAGCAUGGGUUACUUGAUGCCACCGCCAACAGCGCCCCCGACUUCACCGACUCCUACAAGAAGUCUGUUUCUUACUUUAGUACCCACACACGUGAGUGAAAUGAGGGUUCGUGUAGAUUUACAAGUGUUCGGACCAGUGUGGUCGAUAGAGAUGAAGAGGUUGACGGAGGGGAUCGUUACUGUUCACUUCUAUGAUGAAAGGGAUUCGAAAGCGGCGUUCGAAGCGAUACGCCAACAACACAAACAGUAUCAGAAGAGGCUGACGGAACAUUACACCACUUUAGGCUGGUUAGUCGCCCCACCGAUGCCUCAGUUGACAGAUGGCCUUAUCGAUGGCAUGGCCAUCUGGGCUGAAUUUUCUGUUCAUGGGAUUUCCGCCCGCUAUGAUCAUGGGAGUCUUAUAGUUACUAAUUUGGAUUCGAAGGUGUCUUCAAGAAUGGUUAAAGAAAUGUUCGAAGGUUUCGGCGGGCCUGUGAAGGAACUGAGAGAAGCGUCAUUGAAUAGUCACCAGUGGUUCGUGGAGUUCUUUGAUAUCAGGGAUGCGCUCGAUGCUCUUAAGGGAUUGGAUGGACAAAAAUUUCACAAGAAGCGUUUGAACAUUCGGUUCAGUACUUUCCCAGAAGGCCAUGGCAGAAGGUAUGAGCAUUUCUUGAUCAAUAAAGAGAUCAGGGAUACCAGGACAACUAUCAUGAUUAAAAACCUACGCAACCGUCUCACUACAAAACUGCUGUUAGACGUACUUGACAACCACUGCCUACGCUGCAACGAGAAGAUUGCCGACGAUCAACCGUGGUCUUCGUAUGAUUUCCUUUAUCUCGCCGUCGAUUUCAGGACCAAGUUGAACAGGGGAUUUGGAUUCGUCAAUUUUACUUCUCCCUAUGCGGUAAUCCGGUUUUACGAGGCAUUCCACAAUAAGCAAUCGGACAUCUUCAAGUCCAAUAAAAAUGGGGAAAUCUGUUACGCUAGAUUACAGGGUUUGGAAGAAUUGAAGGGUCGUUUUCAGAAUUCAGAAUUUAGGUGCGACAUGGACGAAUUCUUACCGGCGGUGUUUUCACCGCCUCGCGACGGGAACCAGGUCACUCAACCUCUGACCAUCGGCUGCAAGACCAAUUUGGCUGAAGCUGGUGAUGAUGAGUGAAGAAGAUGGUUACGAUAGGUCCAAUCAAGAAGUUAAAAUGUAAUUAUGAAUAAUGGAUUUCUAAAUUCUUCA
Messenger RNA from Macadamia integrifolia, 1834 nucleotides. Its product is annotated as protein terminal ear1-like. Gene Ontology annotation, molecular function: RNA binding. The transcript is spliced from 5 exons. The record is from RefSeq and is a predicted model, not a curated record. NCBI's taxonomy places the organism in Eukaryota, Viridiplantae, Streptophyta, Magnoliopsida, Proteales, Proteaceae. The coding region runs from base 572 to 1762 and encodes 396 amino acids.